This is a messenger RNA of Setaria italica (foxtail millet), 771 nucleotides long. RefSeq names its product histone H2B.1. The coding region runs from base 55 to 516 and encodes 153 amino acids. Gene Ontology annotation, cellular component: nucleosome. Gene Ontology annotation, molecular function: DNA binding; protein heterodimerization activity; structural constituent of chromatin. The transcript has a single exon. NCBI's taxonomy places the organism in Eukaryota, Viridiplantae, Streptophyta, Magnoliopsida, Poales, Poaceae. Gene Ontology annotation, biological process: nucleosome assembly. The record is from RefSeq and is a predicted model, not a curated record.
AUCCCCCUUCACCAAAUCCCACCGCGCCGCGAAACCCAAGCAGCCGCAGCACCGAUGGCGCCCAAGGCGGAGAAGAAGCCGGCGGCGAAGAAGCCCGCGGAGGAGGAGCCCGCGGCCGAGAAGGCGGAGAAGGCCCCGGCGGGGAAGAAGCCCAAGGCGGAGAAGCGCCUCCCCGCGGGCAAAUCCAGCGCCGGCAAGGACGGCGAGGGCAAGAAGGGCAAGAAGAAGGCCAAGAAGAGCGUCGAGACCUACAAGAUCUACAUCUUCAAGGUGCUCAAGCAGGUGCACCCGGACAUCGGCAUCUCCUCCAAGGCCAUGUCCAUCAUGAACUCCUUCAUCAACGACAUCUUCGAGAAGCUCGCCGCCGAGGCCGCCAAGCUUGCCCGCUACAACAAGAAGCCCACCAUCACCUCCCGCGAGAUCCAGACCUCGGUCCGCCUCGUCCUCCCUGGGGAGCUCGCCAAGCACGCCGUCUCUGAGGGCACCAAGGCCGUCACCAAGUUCACCUCAUCUUAGAUAGGUUCCGUGUCUGGUGGUGCUAGUACUAGUUUGGUUGGGUUGUGUGUAGUCCUGGCUCUCUCAGUUUAACUUAUCUGGUAGCAGUAGUAUUGUCAUCAGCACUGUUGAAUGGAAUUAUGGAAAUGGAAAUGGAUGGUUAGUGUGUAGAUGCGUGAAAUUGUGCUAGUGCUCUUGAUGUGCUGCACCAUAAUAGAUCUGGAACGGCCAUGGUGCCUGAUCUAUAUAUUGACUACGUUCCUCUGUUCAGUGUUC